UAAGAAGGUGAGCUUGUUAAAGCCCUCAAAAAGCCAAUUCAUUUGCCUGAAAAAUAGUAACAACCAGUCAGGAUAUGUCUGUGUCUCCUCCCUUCACAGGUGUGUCACUGUAAGAACCAGUGAACAACAAGCUGUGGGAGCUGAGUCACUGCAGGGAGUGAAUGAGAGGGGGAGGAGCAAAGAUCUGUUUCUGUUCAGAGGAAGUGAAUCUGUUCUAGAGUCUCUGGCAGCAGCUGAAAUGGCGCAGCAAGACGAUCAACUGGACAGAGAAAGAUUCUCCUGUUCGAUCUGUCUGGAUCUACUGAAGGAUCCGGUUACUACUGGCUGUGGACACAGCUACUGUAAGAGCUGUAUUAACACCCACUGGGACAAAGGGGAGGAGAGAGGAAGCUACAGCUGCCCUCAGUGUAGACAGGCCUUCACACCGAGGCCUGUCCUGGUGAAAAACACCAUGUUAGCUGAUUUAGUGGAGGAGCUGAAGAAGACUAGACUCAAAGAUGCUCCUGCUGAUCACUGCUAUGCUGGACCUGAAGAUGUGGACUGUGAUGUCUGCACUGGGAGAAAACUGAAAGCUCUCAAGUCCUGUUUGAAUUGUUUGGCCUCUUAUUGUGAAAAACACCUCCAGCCUCAUCUUCAGUCAGCUCCAUUAAAGAAGCACAAGCUGGUGGAGCCCUCGCAGAAGCUCCAGGAGAACAUCUGCUCUCGUCACGACGAGGUGAUGAAGAUGUUCUGCCGCACUGAUCAGCAGUGUAUCUGUUAUCUCUGCUCUAUGGAUGAACAUAAAGACCACGACACAGUGUCAGCUGCAGCAGAAAGGACUGAGAGGCAGAGAGAGCUCGGUCUGAGGAGACAAACAAUCCAGCAGAGAGUCCAGGACACAGAGAAAGACGUGAAGCUGCUUCAACAGGAGAAGAAGGACGUCAAUGGCUCUGCUGAUAAAGCAGUGGAGGACAGUGAGGAGAUCUUCAGUGAGCUGAUCCAUCUGCUGGAGAAAAGAAGCUCUGAUGUGAAGCAGCAGAUCAAUUCCCAACAGGAAACUGAAGUGAGUCGAGUCAGAGAGCUUCAGGAGAGACUGGAGCAGGAGAUCACUGAGCUGAAGAGGAAAGACCAUGAACUGAAGCAGCUCUCAGACACAGAGGACCACAACCAGUUUCUACACAACUACCCCUCACUGUCACCACUCAGUGAAUCUACACACUCAUCCAGCAUCAGGAUCCGUCCUCUGAGGUACUUUGAGGACGUGACAGCAGCUGUGUCCCAGGUCAGAGGUCAGCUACAGGACAUUUUGAGUGGGACAGAGACAGAGAUUUUACAGAUUGUGUCUCAAGUGGAUGUUUUACUGCCACAACCAGAGCCAGAGACCAGAGCGGACUUCUUCAAAUAUUCACAGGAAAUCACACUGGAUCCAAACACAGCACACAGACGUCUGUUAUUAUCUGAGGGAAACAGAAAAGCAACAUGUAUGUGUACAGAACAGUCUUAUUCUAAUCACCCAGACAGAUUCACAAAUUGGCCUCAGGUCCUGAAUAGAGAGAGUCUGACUGGACGUUGUUACUGGGAGUCGGAGGUGGGGCUGGGGGUGGGAGGAGAAGUUGGUGUAGCAGUCACAUACAAGAAUAUCAGCAGAGCAGGAGGCUCAGAAUGUUUAUUUGGAUACAAUGAUAAAUCUUGGUCGUUAUAUUGUGAUGGAAACAGUUAUAUCUUUUGUUACAACAGCAUCAAGACUCCAGUGUCAGGUCCUGUGACCUCCAGAGUAGGAGUGUACCUGGAUCACAGUGCAGGUGUUCUGUCCUUCUACAGCGUCUCUGACACCAUGACUCUCCUCCACAGAGUCCAGACCACAUUCACUCAGCCUCUCCAUGCUGGAGCUAGGGUUUCUUGGUGUGGCUGAGUUGUGUUAACUCAAAUAGACUUGAGUCAUUAAAAGCAGUGAUUUAGAUUCUGUGUGUAAAUCUUUAACUUCUUUUGUCUCCAUGUUUGUUGAUCAAAGUUCGUCGUGGUGACGUUUCUGCUCUGCACAGAGAUCAGCUGUCAAGCAAACACAGCUGAUUAUUUGUUCUUUUCUUUUCCACAUGUGAGAUGGAGGUGAAACAUACUGAUUGUUUUUCCAUGAACUCACUGAACAAGAAUCACUGAACAGACUUUACUGAUGAAAUGAUCAAUGACCUCAGAGCGUCAACAUGUCCAACAGAUCGACUACACGCUGGUUGGAUUCACAGAGCAUCAGUGUUAUGGGAUGUUUGUACUCAUUGUAUUUACAUAUUUAGUGAAUGGGUAUAUUGAUCUGCUGCUGUGUAGGUUUCUGUUCUUUUAGAUUUUCUGGAUCUGAACUAGCAGUUCCAUUUGAGAGUGUCCUGAUCGAGUCCCUCUGAGGGUUUGUUCUGCAGCUCUCAUCACAUGUGUUUCUUAUACAUGUGAUUAUACAUUUAAAUCUCUUAUAUAUGUAUAGAGCAAUACAAAUCGAAUGUGUGA
Messenger RNA from Limanda limanda (common dab), 2472 nucleotides. Its product is annotated as tripartite motif-containing protein 16-like. The transcript has a single exon. Bases 239 to 1891 code for a protein of 550 amino acids. Gene Ontology annotation, molecular function: zinc ion binding; protein binding. Lineage: Eukaryota; Metazoa; Chordata; Actinopteri; Pleuronectiformes; Pleuronectidae. The record is from RefSeq and is a predicted model, not a curated record.